This is a messenger RNA of Adineta ricciae, 930 nucleotides long. The record is from the annotation of a GenBank genome assembly. NCBI's taxonomy places the organism in Eukaryota, Metazoa, Rotifera, Eurotatoria, Adinetida, Adinetidae.
AUGUGUUUUCUCUUCAUUUUUAUUCUUUUGAUUCAUUCAAUUGAUGCGAUUAUUCUAACUCAAAUUCAUCGAUCUUCACUUUAUCAAGCUAAUUCAUCUUGUACUUUACUUGAAAAUGUUACACUUCCAAGAAAUGCAUCGAUUCAAACUUGUAUAUGGAAAUGUGUUCAUCAAGAUAAUUGUAAAACAGCCGUUUAUUAUCAUGACAAUCAGACCUGUCUAUUAUUUGGUGAAAAUUGUCAAGUGGGUAUCAUAACAUCGUCUAAAAACACUCGAGUAAGCGUGAUUUGUUAUCGAACAACUCAAGAUACUUAUUGUCAAGCACCAGUAACGACGACGGCUUUUGCUACAACAAUGAGUCCUGAACAAAAUUGGACAAGAACUGGAAAUAUGAGUGUUGCCCGAUAUGUACAUGCAGCAGCAAUAUUAUCAGAUGGAAAAAUAUUAGUUACUGGUGGACGUAAUGGUAAUUCUUAUCUCAACAGUGCUGAAUUAUAUGAUCCAUCGACAGGUAACUGGACAAUCACUGCAAAUAUGAAUGUUGCACGAGGAUAUCAUACAGCAUCGACAUUAUCAAAUGGAAAAGUAUUAGUUACUGGUGGAGAUGGUGGCCCUUCUCUCAACAGUGCUGAAUUAUAUGAUCCAUCGACAGGUAACUGGACAAUCACUGGAAAUAUGAAUGUUGCACGACAACAUCAUACAGCAUCGAUAUUAUCAGAUGGAAAAAUAUUAGUUACUGGUGGACGUGAUGGUGGUCCUUCUCUCAACAGUGCUGAAUUAUAUGAUCCAUCAACAGGUAAUUGGACAAUCACUGCAAAUAUGAAUGUUGCACGACAACAUCAUACAGCAUCGAUAUUAUCAGAUGGAAAAAUAUUAGUUACUGGUGGACAAGGUAGUGGUAGUUGUCUCAACAGUGCUGAAUUAUAUUGA